This is a messenger RNA of Suillus subalutaceus, 783 nucleotides long. RefSeq lists its product as uncharacterized. The transcript is spliced from 6 exons. Bases 22 to 783 code for a protein of 253 amino acids. The record is from RefSeq and is a predicted model, not a curated record. Lineage: Eukaryota; Fungi; Basidiomycota; Agaricomycetes; Boletales; Suillaceae.
UCGAGCUCGUUCUCGACCGCCAUGUCCACGUCGCCUCCAUCGGAAAACUUAGCUCCUGCCUUCCACACUCAUGUAAAACAGGUUGUGGACAUCAAGUCAGACGACUCAUCUGACCUGAACGCGAACCAAAUUGCUAUCUCAUCCAUUAGCAAGGAUGAACCGCUUGUGACCAGAAGGGAGUUAUGGAGCUAUGACUUGUACUCUAACGGUGGUAAUGGUGUCGGUUUGGGCUAUACACAGACCUUGUUCCAAGGGCUUGCCACGGUGGCAGGCUAUGAUCCCGUCGCAGGCCCUGGCCCAUCAUGUCUUGCAGAUACUGCUUCUGGCCAAUGCGUAGUUCCCUGGGGUAGCGGCACAAAGUCAGUUUCAAGUGUGAUGCUGACUGCAGAUGGUGCUAGUUUCGCUAUCAUGACAGCUGUGUUAACUGCGCUGAAGACUGUAGUACAGCCGGUGGAGCAAGGUCGUGCGGUAUUCUGGACCCAGUUGGCACUUUCAGAGCUGCAAAAGACGCCAGACACCCAAGGUAUCAAGAUCGUUGAUGGCCAGAAGGAAUCUGUACUGGGUCACAAACAGCUUGCUGACCGCACGAAAGAGUUCAAGAAGAUCCCAGAUGACGAGAAGCUGAAUUCGUUCGAAGGCUUGCUCAAAGAAAUCGACAGCCUUACGAAGUGGUCAAAGGUUUCUGAGAAUGUGUUCCUCAACAUGUACGAGGUCCUGGCCGAAGUACCAGAUCCAUACCCUAUACUAUAUAUCUUGCCCGUCUACAGGCCUACAAACGUUUAA